CUGUCCAGGGAUGAAGGGGAGAAAACUAACAGGGGGAGCACAAGGGAGUAAUGACAGAGGGACUGGAGUAGAAGAUCCAGUAGAGAAACAACCUCAUGGCAGCAGCCCUGCUCGCGCCGCCUCCGUCCUCGUUCGUCUCUAUGUGUACGGUCUGCAUGGCUGCCUCUGCGAGGUGGCCUUCACUGCCGUGUACGACUGGUGCAGCACCCAGGACCGGAGACUGGCGGGUCACAGCAGCCUGUGGGCCCUUCCAAUGUACGCCACUGCUAUCUACCUCAUGGAGGGCCUGAGGGCCCGGCUGCUGGCUCAGAAUCAGCCGCUGCCAGUGCGACUGACUGCCUACAUUUUGUUUAUCUACAUAUGGGAGUUCAGCUGGGGUGUAGGACUGAGGCUGAUGGGGGCCUGUCCCUGGGAUUACUCAGGUUACAGGUACAACCUGGCCGGACUGGUGACUUUGGAGUAUUCUGUACCCUGGGCUGCGGCAGCAUUCAUAGCGGAGCAGUAUGUGAUCAGGAACACUCUUAGAAUAAGACUACACAAAUGAACCGAAUUAUGUGUUUCCAAAAUACUUAAUGACAUGUUUGUAGAAACAAUACCCCUCUGCUAAAACAUU
Melanotaenia boesemani (Boeseman's rainbowfish) is the source of this 613-nucleotide messenger RNA. RefSeq names its product transmembrane protein 229B-like. NCBI's taxonomy places the organism in Eukaryota, Metazoa, Chordata, Actinopteri, Atheriniformes, Melanotaeniidae. Bases 11 to 544 code for a protein of 177 amino acids. The record is from RefSeq and is a predicted model, not a curated record. The transcript is spliced from 2 exons.